Messenger RNA from Bradysia coprophila, 6572 nucleotides. Its product is annotated as IDLSRF-like peptide. The record is from RefSeq and is a predicted model, not a curated record. Gene Ontology annotation, molecular function: protein binding. NCBI's taxonomy places the organism in Eukaryota, Metazoa, Arthropoda, Insecta, Diptera, Sciaridae.
CGUCGUGCCCUUUAUACCUGCUGCUUUCACGUUUGAAUAAAAGCAUUUGUUGCGACCAACAUCGUCACAGUCAAGUUUCGGGAUUUUCUGUUGAAACAUCGUUCGAUAGAAAAGAAACGGAAACACCAUCACAAUAAUCCCUUUCUCAUAUUAUACUCAAACUGAAAAUAUAUUUUCUUAGAACUUUUCAUUUCAUUUUAAAAGUAACUUGAGCUCGGUCGUGUUACAGUUUAUCGGGGGAUAAAAGUGUGCUGUUGAUUUCCACCAGAAUCGAGAUAAAGGAAAGAAACAUCAAAUAUUUUUCCGACUAUUGUUUGCAACGAAAUAAAUAUUUCGAUCGAAGAUUGUGUACGGUUUUGAGUCAAACAACCGAAUAGACCAGAAGUUCUUUUUUUGUUUCCUUUUUUUCUUCGUUUCAUUUUCAUCAUAAUAGAAUAAAUUGUACUGUUAACGAUACUCUCGCUGUUGCGUUUCGGUUUUUUCGGGUUUGCUUUGUAUCUCAGGCAUCGAGCAACAGAUACAUAGACAUAUAAUUUGCAACCAGACAAUAGAGAGUUGGUAAGAGAAAAUUGUGUGAAAAACAAGGGAAAAUAUGUCGAAAAUAAUUUGGUUUACGCUGUUCGGUGUUUUGUUUGCGUCGCUCCCAUUUUCUGUGCUUGGAAUCGAUUUGAGUCGACUGUAUGGUCACCUGGGGCCACCAGUUCAGAAACGUAGUGACGCCUGUCAUCCGUACGAGCCAUUUAAGUGCCCUGGCGAUGGAAACUGUAUAUCUAUUCAAUAUUUGUGCGAUGGAGCUCCUGACUGUUCGGAUGGAUAUGACGAAGAUAUGAGACUGUGUACUGCAGCGAAGCGGCCACCUGUUGAGGAAACGGCAUCAUUUCUACAAAGUUUAUUGUCGUCUCAUGGACCGAACUAUUUGGAAAAACUUUUUGGCGGCAAAGCGAGAGACGCAUUAGAACCAUUAGGUGGUGUGGAAAAAGUUGCAAUUGCUUUGAGUGAAUCACAGACAAUUGAAGAUUUUGGAGCUGCGUUACAUUUGAUGAGAUCCGAUUUAGAGCAUCUGCGGUCAGUGUUUAUGGCAGUGGAAAAUGGUGAUUUGGGAAUGUUGAAAUCAUUAGGCAUUAAAGAUUCCGAAUUGGGUGAUGUAAAGUUCUUUUUGGAGAAACUCGUCAACACCGGUUUCUUGGAUUGAGUAGCGCCCGAUCCAGCUUCCCCAUUUUAUUAUUCCGUUCCCAUAAAUCCUCAAUUUUAUUCGUAUUUGGGUUCAUCGUUCGAUGGAUACAACUAUUAGUUUGAGUUCGGAGUUUUAUUUUUGUUGUUGUUAAUUUAUUACCCCUCUGAGACUAUACCUUUAUUUUGUGGUAUUUUAUGUUAAUUGAAUUGGGUUCUUAAUAUAUUUAUUGUGUUGAAGCCUUAAAGAUAAAAACGUUUUGUUAGAAAAAUACAAAAAAAAAAUGAAAAAAUUUUUCUAUAAUUUUGCGCACAGUUAAAGUAAAUGUUUCAAUUCGAUUUAGAGAACGACGAAAGUUUAGAAUGGAGAAAUAAGUGUUAAUGCAAACAAAAUAUUUUCAGUUGAACUUCUUUUUCAGUUAUACGAAACAGAAAUUACGAAAACAUUUCUUUACCAAGUUCCACAGAACAGAACAUCUGCAUUUUUGUAUUCCUUAGCGUUCCGUUACAGUCGUUGUAUAUUGUUGAAAGUUGAAAACAUAAAAUUUUCAUCUGAAAAUGAUUCAAUAGAAACAAAUUUUCCAUAUUUUAAAUUCAACGUCCGUGCGACCAUAAAUCAGUUAAGAAAAAUACAACAAAAAAAAACAGAAAAACCAUUGACAAUCAAGAUCUUUCAUGGAAUAAUCUGACACAAUUUAUUCAUGAAAGAUUUCGGUUACUAGCAUAAUAUCAUAUUAUCCGGCAUAAAAACACCCGAAAAUGAAAAUCGAAUUGAAGUGAAAUUGAAAUAAGAAAAAAUAAAUAUUUUUUUUUGUUUAUUGAAAUAAAAGAUUAGGGCUCUCAUGUUUAAAACACACACAUCCUCUGACACACCAUACACACACACAUAUAUUACCCUUAUAAAACCUUCUGUCUUGUAUGUCCCUUAAAAAAGAACUUGAUUAAAAUUCCAUCCACUACCCCAUUUGAAAAUAAUUUCCCAAAAUUAUGUUGAUUUCCAAAGUUUUUUUUUAUAUUUCGGAAACAAUUUGUUCGAGUAAAUUAAAUCCUUUUUAAUGAACAACAUAAAUCUAAAUGGAAGCAGGAUCGGUGACAAUGAAUGAAAAAAUAAAAACAAACAAAAUGAUCUUUUUCAACGUAAUUUUUCUCCAAAAUUUGAAAAUUGUAAAAUUUGUAAAAAGUUUUUGAAAACUCAAAAAAAAGGGAAAAGAAAAAUAUUUUUUGGAUCAAAAAUUUGAGCAAAAAAAUUAAAUUUCGAUUCCUUCUCUAUUGUAAAUUUGUUUCAGAGUUGUUUUUUGCUUCCGGUUUUUCAAGAGUGUUUUUCUCAAUUUUUGACCAUUUUGAUCGUCUUUCCAAAAUCAUAUAUUUCAUUCUCUUCCAUCCAACUCUCUCUCUCUCUAUCUCUCUCUAUCCCAAAUCAUCCUGCUCUACCUUUUUCAAUCCAGAUAUUUCAUGGAUACGGUUCUGUUUCUUAUCAUAUUACCAAUCAAUCAGUGAAUCAGUCAAUUGUCCAUCAUUGAUCCGAUGACAGAAUAUAUCAAACAAUUGAAUUAAUUUUAUUUCCAUUCAAACUACUAAAUAUCAUACAUCACGACAACAUAGUAAACAAACCAAAAAAAAAUCAACCUAAUCUUAACUUAUUUAAAGAAUUGUACCGGGGGUAAAUUGUAAAAUCAAUACCAUAUGCAUACAUUCUGAAUUAACCCUGUGUGGCAUACAGUUUUAAUUAAAUUACAAUCUACGUGUACUUGUGAUAUGUGUUUCUUAUGUCUAAUAUCAAAAGUCAACUAAAACAAAAUCGUCAGAGAAUAAGAUUGUUUAGACUCAUUAAAAGUAUACUUCAAUGGUGAACAUUAUUAUAUAGAAAAGUUCAUCGUCAAUAAAUUGUACUAAAAUUAAAAAGACAGCAAAACGCAGCUAUUUUUACGAAAAUAAAAUUUCAACUUUUUACGAUGAUCCCGUUAAACUUUUUACUAUUAUGACUCGUGUGUUCACAUCGAAAAUGUUUUAUUGGAAAGAAUAAAUCACGUUAACAGUACUCUCGUGCGGGCUGUGAAUAAAACUAGCGAAGUUUAAUACUCCAAUUUACGUUCUCGCAAUUAUAUUGUCGGUGACACGUGUGAAAUGGCACUUUAAUUUCGCUGCUAACGUCGACAGAGGAAAACUUUUAAAUUUGAAAGGAUUUUCUCAAAGAUUUGGAAUUUAAAUGUGUGAUUUACUACAAAUAUUCUAGGAGAUCCUGAUAGCAUGUCUUACAAAGUGCAGUAAGCGCUUGUUUCAGGGAGCGCAAUUUUACGUUAACUUCGUCAAAGCUGAGGCUAAGGUUGGAGGUCAUAAUUAAGUUUCGUUGCUGUGAUGAGAGAGUUUCUCUCAUAUUUAUUCCGGUUGCCACGUGACAACAACAACAGUCUCAAAGUUCGAUUUUAUCUCGUCAUAAAGCCGAUGAUGCCUUUUAACUGAAAGACAAACAAGUAAAGAUGUUUUUAAUUACAUUCUAAUUUAAUUACCCAUCGAAAUUUCUGUUGAGAACACUUAAAUGGUAUACAGAAGUAGAGCACUUUGAACAUUUAAUUAGGUAUCAUGUUCUGUAUGAUCUUAUCGUUGUUAAUUAUAACACAAAAAAAUCCAACUUCACAAACGGCUGCGAAGUUGAAAUUGUUUUCAUUGAGGUACGAACCUAUAAUUUUCCCACAAUGCCAAUAGCGAAAGCUUUAUGUUGUCGUCAUAAAAAGUUUAAUACUUUUUUAUGGAAACAAUUUUUUACAUAAUAAAAGUGAGAUCUUUUGUUUCGUUAGAAUGUCUCACCGAAAAGGUUGACCUUGAUGAUGUAAUUAGAAAUGUGAAAAUUAAUUACCGCUCUUACUUAAUUACCGCUCCUACUACGAGUAUAUUACUCUCGUUAAAGGAAGUUUUAUAUUACUUUUUGGCAAUCAAAAAUUAAUUAUCCAAUAGACUGAGCCGCUUUUAAAGAAUCCAAUUGGUCUCUCUCUGGUGAUUUGCUCUCAAUUAUGCUAACUUUCAUUUCAAAAUGGAAAAAUUAAAUGGAAACUCUCGGCAAUAAAUAAUUACAAACGUAGACUAUAUAGACUAUUGCUUAAGAAAUGAGAUUCUAUCUAAACGUUGAGCGCUGGGGGUUCGAGUGGUAACAAAUUCAAUUGUGAACACAGUCAAAAGUUUAUGGAAAAUUGUAGUAAAUGUUGAAACCUUUUCGUUUUGAUAAAAAUAUAAAAAAUGAAGAAAAUGUAUUCAGUAAAAACAGUAAAUCAAUGACAUAUCAAAAUCGUAAACUUUGUAAGAAACCAACAUUGAAAACAUUGAAAACUCAAACAUAUCAUUUUUAACGAUAGAAAACUAAAAAGAAAUUUUAAAUUUUAAGCAUUAAAUUAAAUGAUAAAAAGCAAAAACGAAAGUGAAACUUUGAGGAGUUAAGUACCUUUGAUUAGAAAUUAAAAAAAAAAGAAAUUAAAAAUUUGUAAUAAAAUUUAAAAAUAUCUAUUUAAUGGUUCCAAAUGAUGAUCCAAUCUAUAUAUUAUACGUCAAAAGAUAAGAUGUUUUCAUUUAUAUAAAUCAAAAACCAAAAACUUUCCUUCAUUUGUUAUUCGCUAUGAGUGCCAUCGUAUUUUACAGCAUCGAAUUAGAAUUAUUUUCCCAGAAUUAAUUCGCUUUUAUGUGUACGGUACACGUCCUACAACAAUAGAACGCUCUGUUACAAUGAUUUAUGAAUUCUAAUUGUUUGAAACAUCCUCUGAGCUUAUGUUUUUACACACUUUGCCCUUUAUGUGCUUUUAUGUAUACUUAACGAUAACUUUGCUUGUACGAAUUCUCCCAACUCGCAGAACAGUUCGAACAGUUUUACAAGGAACUGUAGGUUGAUUUUCAUUUGAACCGAUUCAACUUAAUGUUGAUUAAGAGCAUCAUAUAAUUACUUUGGGAAGUGAAGCUGUUCUAAUGCAAAACUUUAUUUAAUAACUUUUGCGUUGAGUAUUGUUUUAGUUGGAGUAAUAUUACCUCAAAUACCAAUAUUAGCAACUUUACUUUGAUGACAUAUGCUGAUGAAAAUUCGUAUAUGGAAUUUGUACAUCACUGUUUUUUGAAUCCGGAUAUUCUUGGUAGAGAUACAGAACGUAACAACUGAUUAACUCCCCCGAAACUUAAAAUAUUUCUGAUUAAAACCAUUGACAAAUUUCGAGUUUUGAUUUGAUGUCAUUUGUUUCACACUGACAACCUUCUUCGGGCCAAGAAAAAGGGCAGUCUGGACCACCGGCUCAACGUGAUGUCCGAACCACUUCUCAAAGUAUGCAAAUACUCUCUGAGUAAAGUUAGGUGCUUAAUUGAUAUCUAUCCUAAAUGUAGGCAAAACAUAUGCACACAAAUUCAUCGUGUUUGGGUUACGUCAUACGUAGUCAUUCAUUUUGAUUAUUUAUUUCACUUAAUCGUCAACAGCAGAUAUAUGUCAUCUGAUGAUCAUUGUCUGACACGGGGAUCGAAUCCAGAUCAUUUUGGUGGCAGGCCAGACUGAGCCAUCCGAUCUGACAAUUGUUGAUCAAACACUGUAAAAAAAACUUUCGAUUCAAAUACUCAACCCAAGUUAAAGAGUUUGGAUGCAGAAGAUAUCUUAAUUUCGAUCGGUUCCCACUCUAUACAUCACAAAGUAUUUGUUAGUGACAGUAAUUCAAAUAAAUCAACACACAAACGAAUUCGUCUGCAUCAUCUGAUCAUCUGUAAUCGACAGUGACGACCAAAACAUGUGCUGAAAGUUAAUUACAAAAUAAUGUUAAAACGAAUGAAGUAAUAGAUCUUGAAUUAAUUUGUUGAAAAUACAUCCUACGAAGUAGUAGACUAUUAAAUCGGACAAAUGUUAGUUGUUAAUUAUUUAACAACGCUAUUGAAAUUUGACAAAUAGCACACUGUUCAACACUGUUAGUUGCACUUGAUCUAUGUAACUGGUUUUAUUUUUGUUAAAAACUUGUUUGUUAUAAGCGUCUGCUGAAAGAAAGUAUGAGUCAACAUCUCUAACAUUUCGGCUAACUAAUUUUCUGCAGUUGAAGCUUAUACUUCGCAAAAAGUUAAAGCUUGUAACAAAUUGUGCAUAACGCAAUCCCAUAAAAUCAAUACCGCAAAAGUUUAGUGAAACUAUCGAUAAAUUGUUCUGCAAAUUUUUUGAUAUGCAUUCUUCCUUCUAUAAUUGUUUAUUAAGCCUAUCUUGUUUAUGUUAAACAUAUGUUUCCCUUUACACAAUUUAUCAAGAGAAAAAGAAAAGAAAAUCAAUCCAAAAACCUUAUCAUGAUAUUGUAUUUACUCAAUGAGAAGACAGACUAUAAAAUGGAUUUGAAUAGAAGGUGAAUAAUUAACUAAAAAAAAACAAACAAAAAUGUUGCGAUAUGAAAUGAGAGAAAAAAAAA